Halichondria panicea is the source of this 2073-nucleotide messenger RNA. Its product is annotated as rho-related protein racA-like. Bases 54 to 1889 code for a protein of 611 amino acids. Gene Ontology annotation, molecular function: GTPase activity; protein binding; GTP binding. Gene Ontology annotation, biological process: small GTPase-mediated signal transduction. The transcript is spliced from 11 exons. The record is from RefSeq and is a predicted model, not a curated record. Lineage: Eukaryota; Metazoa; Porifera; Demospongiae; Suberitida; Halichondriidae.
CGUAUUUACACUUUCAUGACUUCGCUGUUCUGAUCGAUCUCUUUUUCUCGAAGAUGUCACACAUGCAACUGAAGGUGGUCAUAGUUGGAGAUGGUGCAGUGGGUAAAACAUGUUUUCUUAUACAAUGGAGGACCAAUUCAUUCCCCAGUGAAUACAUCCCCACUUUGUUUGAAAGCUAUUAUUCUCUAAUUAUGGUCGACGGAAAACCAGUCACAGUGGUGCCAUUUGAUACAGCUGGUGGAGAAGACUAUGAUAGGCUCCGCCCACUUUCCUAUCCCCAGACGGACAUUUUACUUGUUGCAUUUUCCAUAAAAUAUCCAAUUUCAUUUGCAAACAUCAAAGAGAAGUGGAUACCUGAAGUUCGUCACUUUUGUCCGAACACACCUGUGCUGCUACUGGGGCUCAAGUGUGACCUCAGAGGUCAAGAGGUCAAUGGUGACUACACUGAGGUCCCCCGCGAAGAUGCUCUGCAACUGGCAAAAGAUCUUGGAGCGGUGGGUUACUAUGAGACAAGUGCCCUAACAGGAGCUGGUGUGAAUGAGGCAAUGGACUUUUGUGUGAGGGCAGGGCUAACAAGGGCAGGCAGAAAACAGCGCUCCCAAUCAUCCGACCAAUCAUUUUCAACAAAUGUCAGCAGACCCUCCCCGCCCCCUCAACUACCAGACCAUAAAAAAGCACCAGCAAUAAAAGUCCAAAUUUCAACGUUUUCCUCUGAUCGGGCAAAAACGAUAAACAACCCAUCUCAUUCGGACAUGGUCUUGAGACUGGAGGGCAAGACGUAUCAUGCCCAUCGCUAUGUGCUAGCAUCUGCUUCAGAUUUGUUUAGACAGCUGCUCGGAGUGACUCAGGAAGUUAAGGUUGAUAGUCUAUGUGAUGGGUGGGACAAGGCACGACUAAAGAAGGUUACCAUGGAGACGGUAAACUUGGGGCAGCUGGAGGGAAUGCUCCACAUUGAAGACAGACCUGACUCGGACGGUAAACAGGUGACAGAGAUGACCUUUGACCCCUCCAUGGUGACAGAGCUGGCGCUAUCUCGUGCCCUAACGUUCCUCUACACUGGAGUGGUGGAACUAGACAAAGAGAGCGAAGGUUUCGACGAAACAAUCAAGAUUUCUCAGCUGCUGAAUUUACCCGAGUUGGAGCUCAUGUGUGAGAAUGCUCGUAAAGGGGAGGAGUUUCUUAAUCAGAAAAUUAUAACGUGGUUGAAUGAUCGACAUGCCAGUGUCACUAAGCAACUAUUUCUCAACAAGGGAUUGUUCUCUGACGUGUGUUUCCUGGUGGAGGGUGUGGUUGUCCCCGCCCAUCGACUAGUACUGACCACACGAUGUGAGGUCAUGUCGGCCAUGUUGUCUGGAGCCUUCCAAGAGAGUGCAGCUAACGAGAUAUCCAUCCCUGAUAUUCCAUUGGACACGUUUGUGAGUUUCCUAGAGUACCUGUACACUGACCACGCCCCCAUUGAGGAGGGGGACUCUAUGGGAAUAUUGGAGCUGGCCAACAGGUACGUGAUGAGUCGGCUCAUGUCACUCUGUGAACUGUAUAUCUCCAAGCAUGUGGAGAGGGCUACUAAAGAUUCUAUUUCAAAGGCAAACGUCGACAUUAUAGGAAUCCUGCUCUCCUCACAGCUGCACAACGCGUCUCAGCUCAGCACUUGGUGCCUCCACUUCAUAUCAAGCAAUUAUGCUGAUUUUGAGGAAAAUGAACAAUUCCUGCAAUUGGACCAAGACAACCUCUCUUAUGUGGAGGAGCAUCGAUGGCCACCUUACGAGGCCGCUAUGAAUGAGUAUAAGGCCAAGUACCUCGAUACUGAGGGGGAGGAGUCAGAUGACCCCCCCAGGACAUCAGAAGAUGGAGCAGCUGUCAAGAGCCAUAAGAGACGAGGACUCUCCUGACUGUUCAAGUAGAUCAACUAGACGGAAACUGUUACUCUGUUCGUGUUAGCAUGCACUUUUGUGCCAUUGAUUUUUAUUCCAUCACUUUUCACUGAAUAUUUUCACUGAAUAUUAAUUAAUUAUCAUAGGCUUGGAAUGUAGUGACGUCAUAUCUCAACCACAAACAUAAAAUGAUUUCCUGGUA